AUGAAAUUCGCAUCAAUUUUCGCAGUUACUUUGGCGCUCGUAGCUAUUACUCAAGCAGCUCCUAUGAAGUUUACUAGACGUCGUUUUGGAGUAGAACAUACCCCAGAAGCCGACGCUACCUUUCAAGAAGUAAAGGAUAUUGUUCAAGGUACCGAUAAGGAAGAAAAAGCUGGUAAUUUAUCAGGUGCAAUGGUAAGAGCUCUUUUGGCAAAAGCACCGGCUUGCGAUCAACAAGAUAGAGCAGAUGAAGUGAUUGACUUGGGUAGAGAACUUGGAGGUGAACAAGAGGAACAACUUAUUGAAGUUGCUAAAACAUACCGUCAACUUGAGCGUAAUACUCCAAAUGCCGGUCAACCAUCUGAACUCUGUAAAAAACCUCCAAGAAAUAAAGAACUUGAAGGAUUGGUUCAAGCUCAAGAUCCUACCGGAAAAGCCAAAGACCCUGAAGUCGGCAAAGGCAAAGACAAGGAACCUGAAGUUGGCAAAGGAAAAGACAAGGACCCUGAAGUCGGCAAAGGCAAAGACAAGGAACCUGAAGAUCCCGCAAAUGGUGAAGAAAAUGUCGCAGAAACCGAUCCUGUUGGAGGAGUUAAAAUGCCAAAGAUUCAACAAGAUGGUGAUGUAUUCAUUGUUAAUGGAAAUGAAUUUAAAGACAUAAAGACCGCACAAGGCCGUCAAUGUGACAUUCAACAUAAUCUUUGCUUUAACAAAUUCAAUGCUGGAGAUAGAAGUUUCUCUGGUGCGGAUUGUGAUAAUCAAACAGGUGUUUGUAAAUCUGGUCCUCCC
Funneliformis mosseae is the source of this 786-nucleotide messenger RNA. The record is from the annotation of a GenBank genome assembly. NCBI's taxonomy places the organism in Eukaryota, Fungi, Glomeromycota, Glomeromycetes, Glomerales, Glomeraceae.